GUGACGGCGCGCGCGCGCGCGCGUUCCCGGCCGCUGCAGGCUCGGAGGCCGAAGAGAAAAGACGGCGAGGCGGCUUCGGCUGUGGCCACAGAGCACAGGAUGAUCCAGCAAUGGAGGAGAAAAUUCUGCAAACUGGCUGAUUACUCAUGAAGAUGAGAUUUUAUUUUUGUGGCAGGCAUCUGUGGGGUCUGUAAUAGAAAUCCUCCAGCCUAUUUGAAGAUCAUCGAAGGCUUCCCAGGUGGCUCUAGUGGUAAAGAACCUGCCCGCCAAUGCACGUGAAGUAAGAGAUGCAGGUUGGAUCCCUGGGUCAGGAAGAUCCCCUGGAGGCGGGCGUGGCAACCCACUCCAGUAUGCUUGCCUGGAGAACCCCAUGGACAGAGGAGGCUCGCAAGCUGCAGUCCAUGAGGUCACAGAGUUGGACACGACUGAAGCAGCAGCACACAUGCACAGGGAUGGCUGGCUGUGGAGAAAUUGAUCACUCUAUAAACAUGCUUCCUACGAACAGGAAAGCAAAUGAGGCCUGUUCUAAUACUGCACCUUCUCUAACUGUCCCUGAAUGUGCCAUUUGUCUGCAAACAUGUGUUCACCCAGUCAGUCUGCCUUGUAAGCAUGUUUUCUGCUAUCUGUGUGUGAAGGGAGCUUCAUGGCUCGGAAAGCGAUGUGCCCUCUGUCGACAAGAAAUUCCCGAAGAUUUCCUUGAUAAGCCAACGUUGUUGUCACCAGAAGAACUCAAGGCAGCAAGCAGAGGAAACGGUGAAUAUGCUUGGUAUUAUGAAGGACGAAAUGGGUGGUGGCAGUAUGACGAGCGCACUAGCAGAGAGCUGGAAGAUGCUUUUUCCAAAGGUAAAAAGAGCACUGAAAUGUUGAUUGCCGGGUUUCUGUAUGUUGCCGAUCUUGAAAAUAUGGUACAGUAUAGGAGAAACGAACAUGGACGUCGCAGGAAGAUCAAGCGGGAUAUAAUAGAUAUACCAAAGAAAGGAGUAGCCGGACUUAGGCUGGACUGUGACGCUAAUACCGUAAACCUAGCGAGAGAGAGCUCUGCGGACGGGGCGGACAGUGCGCCGGCUCAGAGUGGCGCUUCUGUCCAGUCGUCGUCUGUGAGGCCCCUGGCGUCAGUCGAUGGUCAGCUAACAAGCCCCGCCACGCCAUCCCCUGCUGCAGGCGCUUCUCUGGAAGACUCUUUUGCACAUUUACAACUUGGUGGAGACAGCAUAGCGGAAAGGAGUCAUAGAGGGGAAGGAGAAGAGCAUGAGUCACCAUCUUCAGGCAGGGUACCAGCACCAGACACUUCGACUGAAGAAACCGAAUCCGAUGCCAGUAGUGACAGUGAGGAUGUAUCUGCGCUUGUUGCACAACACUCCUUGACCCAACAGAGACUUUUGGUUCCUAAUCCAAACCAGACAGUAUCUGAUCGAUCAGCAACUGAUCGGUCAGUGGCAGCGGGUGGAACAGUGAGUGUCAGAUCUCGAAGGCCUGAUGGACAGUGCACAGUAACGGAAGUUUAAAUAAGUUUUCAGAUCCAUGCUCAAGAUGAAAAUGGUUAUCUGUAAAUUUCUGCCCACGUAACAUUAUACUCAUCCCUAGUAGUGCAUUUUGGGAGUUGGGGUGGGAAGGGGUAUGGGAAGGAUAGCCCUGUAAUUAAAAUGUCUAACACAUCUCUGUUGAGAAAUUUAUUUAAUAUAAAGAACUUGGGUGUUAAUAGUUGAGAGCUGAUUAGUAAUAAUGCAGUUUCCUUGAGGUCUGUUUAUUUUAUAGUCUUUUAAAAUACCUUCAGUUCUUUCGGCCAGCGUGUGUGUAUUAUCUGUGCAUUAAUGGUCCUCAUCUGACUACUGCAUUGGUUCAUGUUUUUCUGCAUGGGUUGACAUAAAACCAUUACUAAAAUUUGGCACCUACUAGAUAUCUGGUAUCAGUACGAACAGAAAGCUUAAAUAACGUGAGAACAAAUGUGAAUUUGGGGUUUUAAAAUAGAAGAAUAACAACUACUUAAUAGUAAAGUUACUGAAAUGGAAAUGUAAAGAAAACAGCUUAUGUUUCAGAAUCUUGUCUGUAACACACUUCAUGGCGUUCUCAUAGGCUUUGCUGUCUAGUCCUUGUAGUUAGAAGUUUCUCUUGAUCCACAUUUUUUUUUGAUUACAGACUUUAUAAUUUAAUAAAUACUAGAA
Molecule: messenger RNA, 2162 nt
Organism: Budorcas taxicolor (takin)
Lineage: Eukaryota; Metazoa; Chordata; Mammalia; Artiodactyla; Bovidae
Gene: RNF146
Product: ring finger protein 146
Exons: 4
Coding region: 288-1505 (405 amino acids)
Biological process (GO): ubiquitin-dependent protein catabolic process; Wnt signaling pathway
Cellular component (GO): cytoplasm; nucleus
Molecular function (GO): poly-ADP-D-ribose binding; ubiquitin protein ligase activity; zinc ion binding
Source: RefSeq, a predicted model, not a curated record